This is a messenger RNA of Helianthus annuus (common sunflower), 3740 nucleotides long. RefSeq names its product 26S proteasome regulatory subunit 8 homolog A-like. The transcript has 8 exons. Gene Ontology annotation, biological process: proteasome-mediated ubiquitin-dependent protein catabolic process. Gene Ontology annotation, molecular function: protein binding; proteasome-activating activity; ATP hydrolysis activity. Bases 1959 to 3740 code for a protein of 593 amino acids. The record is from RefSeq and is a predicted model, not a curated record. NCBI's taxonomy places the organism in Eukaryota, Viridiplantae, Streptophyta, Magnoliopsida, Asterales, Asteraceae. Gene Ontology annotation, cellular component: proteasome regulatory particle, base subcomplex.
AGAAAACGUUAGUAUACGAAGCGUUCAAGGAGGAUUUGCAGCCGUAUUAAAAUUCAGCGGCAAACCAACAGAGGAUAUUGUUCGUGAAAAAGAAAAAUUACUGAGGUCUAGUGUUCUUUCUGACGGUCUCAAACCAAAAGACGGGUGUUUAUUGGCUCGCUACAAUGAUCCUGGUAGAACAAAAAGUUUUAUGAUGCGAAACGAGGUUCUUAUUUGGCUCGAGGAGUUUUCGUUGGACUAGUUUUGUUGGCUUUGAUCGAUCCUGUAUUUGACGAUUUUUGUAUGGCGUAAAGUCGAAGAUAGAAACAAUGUAAGCAUAUAAACAUCACAUGUAUUGUGAUCACAUUUUACUUGAAAAUGAAAGAAUAUUGUAAAGCUUGUUUCCAUUUAGUUAUCAAACAACAAAUCCUUGAGUGAAAAUCUUUGAAAAAGUUUCAUGGUACCAAUUCAAGUUGUUUCCUAAAAGUUGCAGCCUUUUCAAGACUAUGUGUUAUCAUAGCGCCGUUUGGGGGCGGGGAGCGUUAAACCACCACAGGGUGGCGCGGUUGAGGAUGUGGGGCGGUGGGGGAGGGCAAACCAUGGCGUGAGCAAGGUGUUUAAGAUGGUUUUUUUAUGUUUUUUAUACACACCCAAUUAUAUCUUGCCACCUUAAUUGCCAACCAAGCCCCUUCACUACACGCCUUUUAGGGAUUUCUGAAUUCAGGGUGACGUUGUUCCAUAUACGGGUACCUAUCCUGGAAUCGUUGCUACUAUAAGUGUUCCGAGGCUGCGUUGCUACUAUAAAUGUUUUGCGGUAAAAUUUGAAUCUUUUACUAAUAGGGAUGUGAUAUAAUUCUUUUUUUAUCAAAGGACAAUCCAUUAAUUUUGUAUCUCAUAUUAUUUUAUGUAAGAAAAUUAAAAUUCAAGUGUCACGGAAGCUCUACGCCUCUACAUAUAGUCAUAUAUUCACGGGAUUUUGAAACCUUUUAAGCAUUAAAUGUAAACAAGAAUACGCUCAUGAUAAAAAAGAAAGAUUUUAUUUCACGAAUAUUCUCGCUAUGGUGUAGGUGAAAUUCGUCACGGAUUGAACCAUAUUUCAUAUUUUUAUCAAUGGUAACUAGUGAUUUAAAUCCGCUGAAAUAUAAUUUUUAAAUAUAUAGUCUAACUAUAGGUUCAUAGAUACUUUAUUUUCACUUCACUGUAAAGUUCACAACCCUUACCAAUCUUUAGGCUGCAAGAUAUGGGAUGGAGCCUCUAGAGGCUUCAUUGUAGCACAUCAUCGACACGUAGGCUUCACGUAGGACAAGGGGGCUCUAUUGCAUCUUCUCAAUAACACCCAUGGUAUUAGAGGUGUACAAAUCGUUUUUUUAACCGGUCCAGUUAACCGUUUUUUUGGUGGGGGAAAAACGGUUUUUAAAAAAAUUGGUUCGGUUUUUUUACCGGUUUGUACUAAUCGAUUCUGUUACGUUAAAACCCGAUUUAGGCCAAAACUGGUUUGAAACUUCAAAAAUACUGACCGGUAUACAAACCACCGGCUCGGUUCGGGAUGAAACCGAUUUAAUAAAAAAAACAGUUAAAAAAAUUGGUUUUGAUUUUUUCCUCGGUUUCGGUUCUAAAACCGGUUUUUUUACACCUGUACAUGGUAUAGGUUAAAGCCCCCGAUAGCCCCCCCCCCCCCCCCUCCUAUUUAUUUGAUUUUAAAGGUUUAAAACUGAUAUGGGUCCCACUUUUCAUCCUCGUUAUGUGUGAGAGGGAGGCGCUAUUGAUCAAGAAGUUGCUGAGAUGAGAUGGAUGGGUGACGAAACGGUUUAUGAUACAAAAAAGAAAAAAAGGGCUUAAAUGAUUAAAGUGUAAAAGUAUAAGGACCACACAGUCACAACACCAAAAACUAACUUGAUCAACACUACUCUUCUUCUUCUUCAAACCGACUACAAAAAUCAAUCUCUAUCGAAACACAAAACUCAGAAUUGAAAACGACAAUGGUGGCGGCAGCGGAAGCGGGUGAAGGUCUGAAACAAUAUUACCAGCAACACAUCCACGAUGCACAACUCCACGUUCGACAGAAGACUCAUAAUCUCAAUCGCCUUCAGGCUCAGCGUAACGACCUCAACUCCAAAGUAAGGUUGCUUAAGGAAGAGUUGCAGCUGCUUCAAGAGCCUGGAUCUUAUGUUGGUGAAGUUGUCAAAGUAAUGGGAAAAUCAAAAGUCCUCGUGAAGGUCCACCCAGAGGGUAAAUACGUGGUUGAUAUCGAUAAAAACAUUGAUAUUACUAAAAUCACACCAUCAACCAGGGUUGCUCUUAAGAAUGAUAGCUACGUUCUCCAUUUAGUUUUGCCAAGCAAAGUUGACCCGCUUGUAAACCUUAUGAAAGUCGAAAAGGUUCCUGAUUCUACGUAUGAUAUGAUCGGUGGGCUUGACCAGCAAAUUAAAGAGAUUAAGGAGGUUAUCGAACUUCCAAUCAAACAUCCGGAGUUAUUUGAGAGUCUGGGUAUUGCUCAACCGAAGGGAGUUCUUUUAUACGGGCCGCCUGGCACAGGGAAGACAUUGUUGGCGAGAGCGGUGGCUCAUCAUACUGACUGUACUUUCAUUAGGGUUUCUGGUUCCGAAUUAGUACAGAAAUAUAUUGGAGAAGGUUCUAGAAUGGUUAGAGAGCUUUUUGUUAUGGCCAGGGAACAUGAACCAUCGAUUAUAUUUAUGGACGAAAUCGACAGUAUUGGAUCUGCUAGAAUGGAGUCUGGAAGCGGGAAUGGUGAUAGUGAAGUCCAAAGAACAAUGCUGGAGCUUCUUAAUCAACUCGAUGGAUUCGAAGCCUCAAACAAGAUCAAGGUUUUGAUGGCUACAAAUCGAAUCGAUAUUCUGGAUCAGGCCCUUCUUAGGCCAGGAAGAAUUGAUAGGAAAAUCGAAUUUCCAAAUCCUAGUUUUAAGUUUAUGUUUGGGGAAUUGCUACCCGCAAUCGCUGAUUUAGGAGCUUUGGAGUCGGGUUGGGUUCACCAAUAUAUUAAGAAAGAGAUGAAUACAGCUACUAACGUAUGCACCGCGUUAGUCGAUAUGUAUGCUUGUGGCGAAUUCACGAAAGCCCGAAGAGUAUUCGAUUCAAUCCCGAGAAAGGAAACCGCCACUUGGAAUGCUUUGAUACAUGGUUUAGCGGUUAAUGGUUACGGAAAUGAAGCGAUAAACGUGUUUCUAGAUAUGACCAGACGCAGCAUCAAGCCGAAUGAGAUAACCAUGACUGCGGUUUUAACGGCUUGUAACCAUAGUGGUCUAGUGGAGGAAGGUAAAAGAUGGUUUAAGUCAAUGCAAGAUUUUGGUAUUGUUCCGAAAAUCGAACAAUACGGUUGCAUGAUUGAUCUUUUGGGCCGAGCGGGGUGUUUGGAUGAAGCGGAAAGGUUUAUGGAUGAUAUGCCGUUUGAAAUGAACGAUAUUAUAUUGAGUUCGUUUUUAUCUGCGUGUGGUUACGCGAAGGAUGUUAAACGGGCCGAGCGGAUUUUGAACAAAACUUGUGAAAAGGGGGUUCAUAAUGAUGGGAAUUAUAUUACAUUGAGGAAUUUGUAUGCACAAGAUAGAAGAUGGGUUGAUGUGGAGGAAGUGGUGGGAGUUAUGAGAAGUAAGAAUUCAAGAAAAGAAGUUGGUUGUAGUGUUAUUGAGGUUGAGGGUCAUGUGUGGGGGUUUGCAUCAGGAGAUAGGUUUCAUCCUCAAUGGUUAGCUAUAAAGUCAAUGUUGGAUGUGUUAUUGAUUGAUAUGAAGAAAGAAAGAAAUGCUUGA